ACACAAUUAGUUCAUCGCCGACCGUCGCCCGAAGACCAACGAGCUAACGACCGGCUUCUCCGAGUGAUUGCAUCAAGUAUCGGGUCGACGCCGUCUUGUCAUCAUAUUGAACUCUUAUUUUAAUUAUCAAAAUGGCACUGAAUAUUGGAUCAGUUCUCAUACUUGAUGGAGUGGGCAAAAAUUGUUCCGAAAUUCUGGCACAAAAUGGCAUUUAUUCAACUAAUACCGUGAAAAUAACUGAAGAAGAACUUCUAAGGACUGUGUCUGUUUAUGAUGCCUUGGUGGUGCGUUCCGCUACUCAAGUGACAAAAGAGGUCUUAGAAGCUGGGAAAGAAUUAAAGGUGGUUGCUCGCGCCGGCGCCGGCGUAGAUAAUAUUGACGUGGAGGCCGCCGCCGCCAAAGGAAUCUGCGUUAUCAAUGCUCCAGGGGCAAAUGCUUUAAGUGCUUGUGAGAUGACAUGUGGGUUGAUAAUGUCUGUAACAAGACAUAUAGUGCCUGCUGUAGCCGCGCUGCGUGAUGGCCGUUGGGAGCGAUCUAAGUACACCGGUACUGAAGUUAAUGGCAGGACUCUAGCUAUCCUUGGUCUCGGCAGGGUCGGCAGGGAAGUUGCUACGCGCAUGCACGCUUUUGGAAUGAAGAUAAUCGGAUACGAUCCAUUUGUAACCGCGGAGCAGUGUGAAUCAUUCCAUUGCACUAAGAUGGAGCUGGAGGAAAUCUGGCCGUUGGCUGAAUACAUCACCCUUCAUACACCGCUCAUUGAAUCUACGCGCAACUUCAUCAAUGCUGAUGUUUUUAAACGUUGCAAAAAAGGCGUUAAGAUGAUAAAUGUCGGCCGUGGCGGGCUUAUCAACGAGCAAGACCUUUUAGAUGCACUCAACUCUGGACAGGUUGGCAGUGCGGCGAUCGAUGUAUUUGAACAGGAACCUCCGACUGAUCCUCUGACGUGGAAGAUCAUCAAGCAUCCGUCUGUUAUAGCAACACCGCAUCUCGGUGCGUCAACCAAAGAAGCCCAAGUGCGCGUGGGACAAGAGAUAGCGGAACAGCUUGUUAAUCUGGCGAAGCCAGGCACAUACUCGACGCCCCUCGCUGAAGUCACCAAGAUCAUAAAGAAGUAAUCCCAGCUGUAUCUUACACUCCAUUUUCAUAUUCUACAUAUUAUAAUGAUCUUUUAUAAUGUUUAUAUUAGCUUCUAGUUUUAUAUUGCUCUUAUAUCGUUAUAUUGCUCGAGUAAUUUUUGUAUUUAAAAAUGCAUUGUAAUCGAUAGCAUUUAUUUUAAGUAAUACAUUUUUGUUUAUGAAA
Papilio polytes (common Mormon) is the source of this 1299-nucleotide messenger RNA. Its product is annotated as D-3-phosphoglycerate dehydrogenase. The transcript has 8 exons. The record is from RefSeq and is a predicted model, not a curated record. Gene Ontology annotation, molecular function: phosphoglycerate dehydrogenase activity; NAD binding. Lineage: Eukaryota; Metazoa; Arthropoda; Insecta; Lepidoptera; Papilionidae. Bases 132 to 1115 code for a protein of 327 amino acids.